This is a messenger RNA of Racocetra fulgida, 306 nucleotides long. The record is from the annotation of a GenBank genome assembly. NCBI's taxonomy places the organism in Eukaryota, Fungi, Glomeromycota, Glomeromycetes, Diversisporales, Gigasporaceae.
CUUAAUGAGUACGAGCGUAAGUUGUAUGAUAAAAUACGUCGUUCUCAAGCAGAGCGGUUUAGGAGAUUAGAAGAACAAAAUAUUAUGCAACAUUACGUGAACAUUUUACAGUCUUUUUUAAGAUUGCGCCAAAUUUGCGCACAUUCUGCAUUAAUCAAAGAGUCGGAACUACAGGAUGAUUUUGAAGACAAAACUGUUAAUGAUGGCCUAACUCCUACAAGAGGAAUGAUGUUGCUUAACCUUGUCCGAGAAAGCGGCAUGGAUCAAUGUGGUUCUUGUAUGCAGGAAUUAGCACAGACUCCCAUC